CACCACGACGACGACGCUUUGCCAGGGAAACCGCCGCCUCCUCCUCGAAGACCUCCGGGCUUGCACCAGUUAGGGUCCCGGGAGCCGGCCGACAUGCCCCUGCGGUGCAAGGGACUGAGCGAAUACCAGAGGAACUUUCUGUGGGAGAAGUCCCGUCCAUCCGAGUGCGAUAAUUCUUUAAAGCCGAAAAAAUGCCAGUGGGCCGGACUCCGAUCGGAUCAGUUAGGAAUCACCAGGGAGCCCAGUUUUAUUUCCAAGCGGCGCGUCCCUUAUUACAACCCCGAGAUCGCCAAGUCCUUGGAAUGGAAGCGGGACGACGACUCGGAGAGCGAUGGCUCAGAACGGCACGAACCCAACAUACCACCGCUCCGUCAGUUGCCCGGGACGAGCGAGGAGGAAGAUGGCGGCCAAGUAAGGACGGAAACAACCGUGGCCCCCAGGACUCCCAGAAGAAACAGGUCUCUCUCUGCAGACUCGAGGAUUGAAAGCCCCCGUGACCCCACAGGAAAUAAGCAAGCCCCUCCGCAGCCCGCCGCCGCCAAGGGGAAGGACACAUUCGCACCUUCCAAAAGGGAGGCAAGAAACGUGGAUGAUGGGCUGGACAGGGUGCUGAAGAAGCGAGCCGGAAUAAACGUUGCUCCUCUGUCUCACGCCCUCAGAAAUUCCGAGUACCAGAGGCAGUUUGUGUGGAAAACCUGCAAGGAGCCUUCUCCAAUGCUUGCUGCUGAGCAGAUUUUUCACCAGAAUAGAUCGGUCUUGCCAUACAAAAUUGAUGCACCUGUUCCAGAAACCGAGUAUUCGAGAAAUUUUAAAGGUUCAUCACCAGUAAAGGAGACCCGAUUCAAGUGUGAUUUGGAAGAGAAGAGAAAUCCCGAGAACAAAUCCUUGGAAAAAAAGAGUCAGAAGGAAGAAGAGUCCAUGAAGCAAGGACAAUCAGAAACGGAGGCAAAGGAGUCUAGCCAACCAAAACAUAAAGUUACUCCCUGGAAACUCAAACGGCUUGGGAAGGAGAACACAGAGUAUGGAUCCAAAUUUUUAUCCCCAGCUCUCUACUUCUACCAAGACGGGGCUUGGAUCCGGGCAAAGGGAAAAGCGGCAAACCAAGGUUUUCAAAGCACCCUAAAUUCCAUGUGGUAUAAUGAGGUAAGAGAACUCCGAGAGAAAGCCGAGUCUUAUAGGAGACGAGGACAGGGAACCCAUUUCUCCCGGGAUCAUCUGAACCAGAUUCUCUCGGAGAACAAUCACCUCUGGGAUGUGUCGUCCUCCUCCAGCUCCGAAGAGACAAUCAGCAACAACAUCAGAGCCCUAGAUCUUGCCGGGCUUUCUCCACACCAGGGUUCUGCUGCAGUAGAGGAAAAGAAGGCUUCUGAGGAAGCCAAGUCUCAGAAUUCCACGGGAAAGUUGGCCCUGUCAGAAGCUGCCACUGUCCCCUCUAGACGGAGGUUAGCCUGGAGCGCAGGUGACGGCGAAAGAGUGCAACCCCUUUCACCGGUCAGCGGAGAAGAAGAUACAGAUAAAAAGGAAGCCGUCGAGGAGGUGGAACGUUUGGAAGAAAAGGAUCGAAACGCUCGGACAGACGAUACCAAGGAAGACGGAGAGAAUGCUUCACUUCAAAGUGCUGGGCUAGAUAGAUCAGAUUCUUCUUCUGUAUCCUCAGGAAAAGGGGGCAGGCUUCCGACUCCGAAGCUCAAAGAACUCGGGGGACCUCAAAGAACGCAUCAUGAUCUCACUACUCCAGCUGUCGGAGGUGCAGUUCUCGUGUCGCCGACCAAGCGGAAGCCUUCCUACCCAGAACACAGGAAAGACACGUCCGUUUUAGAUCUCUCAGGAGGCGGCUCAAAGAGCAAGCUCAGCAGGAAAGAAAACGUUUCGGUAGCCGCCUCUCCAACUGCCGGGGUGAAAACAGUGGAUCCCCUUCCCCUGAGGGAGGACGUCGAGGCGCCCAGAUAUGCCGAAGCCCCUCCGCCCACCUCGAGACCGCCGGCUCCGUCUCUCUGGCAUCCAUCUCGGCGCAUCCGAGGGUCCCUUAGGGAUCCAGAGUUUCAACACAACGGAAACUUUAUGAGUCCAAGGAUGCCCUCCCAUUUCCAGUUACCACGGCGUGAAGAACCUUAUAAUGAUGAAGAUGAUAGAUUAUCCCAGAUCUCUGCUCGCUCUGCAGCUUCCAGCCUUCUGGCUCUUCAGACUCUGGCACGGGCUCAGAGAAGGAAAGAAGGCUUCUGGAACAAAAAAUAAUGAUUUGUACACCUGGAUUUUUUUUUUUUGGAUACUGUUUGUAGAGUAUUUUUUUAUCCAAGGAAUUUCGGGGUGUGUUUUUUUUUGUAGGGGGGAUGUUCUUUUACAAUAAGACUUUCAGUCUGCUCAUCCUGUUAAAGAGUAUUCUUGGGACACGGAGGGAGACAUAGAUACAUUUUCACCGGGAAGAAUUCCCAUUCUACUAGUAAGGAGUGAUGUAUUCUUUGCUGUACUACCAUGGAAUUGAGAUUUAGAUUUAUGUGACAGUGAGUAUUCAGAACAGAUCACUAGGAAUUAAGGUAAAAUGAAGAAAUAUGGUUAAAUUGGGUGUAAUUUUAAUUCCCUUUGCAUUUAUAAAUUCUAGAUGUCAGAAAUUGAGCUUUUUGUCUACAAAUUUCAGUUUUAGUUUUCCACUUUUUACUCUUGUGGUAGCAAAUACUGUUUUAUAAAUAAAAUAAAGUGUGCUGUUGGCCAAAACCUGA
Messenger RNA from Ornithorhynchus anatinus (platypus), 2717 nucleotides. It is a transcript of the gene SAXO6, whose product is annotated as Mdm1 nuclear protein. Lineage: Eukaryota; Metazoa; Chordata; Mammalia; Monotremata; Ornithorhynchidae. The record is from RefSeq and is a predicted model, not a curated record. The coding region runs from base 94 to 2235 and encodes 713 amino acids. The transcript has 15 exons. Gene Ontology annotation, molecular function: microtubule binding. Gene Ontology annotation, biological process: negative regulation of centriole replication.